AUGGCGUCUUCGCAGGACGCUUGGUAUCUGUCGUUGUUAGGGCUAGCAGAAAACUUUCGGACCUCGAGCCCGCCGAAUAUCAAAUCGUGCAUACAGUGUUUGCAAGCGGUUUUCAAUUUUAAACCGCCCCCGAGGGUCGAGGCCCGCACUCAUCUUCAACUUGGUAACAUCCUCCUUACGCAUACCAAAAACAUCGAUUUGGCGCGGUCUCAUUUAGAACAAGCGUGGCGACUGAGUCAGAAUAUAAAUACUUUCGAUGAUGUUAAAUUCGAGGCAGCGAGUGUGGUUGCGGAGUUGCACGAACAGCAACAACAGCCAAAUCUUAGUAAACCAAUACUGAGGAAAGCUAUUGAACUUUCCCAACACAAUGUAUAUUGGCAUUGUAGACUUAUUUUUCAACUCGCACAAAUACAUGCAUCAGAAAAAGAUUUCGUUGCAGCUAGCAGUUUACUUGCAGUGGGCGUUGAUUAUUCUCAUAUCAGCAAUGCAAGUUACACGAGGGUCCUGUUCUUAUUGAGCCGCUGCAUGCUUUUAUUGAUAGAUAAAAAGUUUACAGAAGUUCAUCCCUUAUUAAAUACAGCUGGGCAUCAUGUAGAAAACUGGCAGGGUAGUCCACAUCAAAAAGAAUAUUUAAAAGUAUAUUUUUUGGUACUUCAAGUUUGUCAUUACUUGAUGGCAGGACAGGUUAAAAGUGUGAAACCUUGUUUAAAACAACUGCAACAGAGUAUACAAACUAUAAUGUCUCCUAGUUGGCCCGCGGACGAGAUAGUCACAGGCUCGAAUAUAGGAGAUAUGUUUAUAUGGAUGCCAAAGGACCAUUUGUACGUUUUGGUGUAUUUAGUAACUGUUAUGCAUUCGAUGCAGGCUGGUUACAUGGACAAAGCUCAAAAAUAUACGGACAAAGCAUUAAUACAAAUUGAAAAGCUUAAAAUUGUCGACAACAAACCUAUACUUUCUGUUUUUCAACUGAUGCUGUUGGAGCACAUAGUAAUGUGUCGAUUAGUAAUGGGGAAUAAAAGUGUGGCUCUGGCAGAAAUUUCGCAAGCUUGUCAGCUAUGUAGAAAGCAGCCAAGAUUAUUGCAAGGGCAUAGGCCACAGUUACAUGCUUUAUUAGGGCUGUACGCGAUGUCGAUGAAUUGUAUGGAGGCAGCGGAAGCACAGUUUACGGCUGCUCUUAGAACAUCGCAAGAAAGGGAGCUGUGGACUUUCGCAAACUUAAACUUGGCAAUAGUAUACCUUAGGACGAAAAGGGACGCAGAUCUGGGUGCUUUAUUGGAACGAAUAAAUCCCGAAUCCCUUCCGUCUCAUUCCCAUUCUUUGAGGGCAGCUGCUUACUACGUUCAGGGUCUCCAGGCGUUUUUCGGAGCAAGAUACAACGAAGCGAAGAGAUACCUCCGAGAGACGUUAAAAAUGGCCAAUUCCGAGGAUUUAAAUAGGCUUACUUCGUGCAGCCUAGUACUUCUGGGACACAUAUUCCUUUCCUUAGGAAACAGCAGAGAAUCCAUGAACAUGGUCACGCCAGCGAUGCAGUUAGCUUCUAAGAUACCUGACGUUCAUGUACAAUUGUGGGCUACCGCUAUACUUAAAGAUUUAUACAGAAUUUGCGGGGACCCGAAUCGUGAAAGUGAGGCGUAUCAGAUGCAUUGCACGUUCUCGCAAACGCUUCUCAAGGAUCACUUUCAGAGCACGCAGAUGGGCGAACACACGUUAAUACAAUGGACUGAUGGGCCUGUGCCUGCCUUGCCGAACAACCCGCCACCCUCGACGUCGCAUGCAAUUCUUUAA
Molecule: messenger RNA, 1785 nt
Organism: Ceratina calcarata
Lineage: Eukaryota; Metazoa; Arthropoda; Insecta; Hymenoptera; Apidae
Gene: Mau2
Product: Mau2 sister chromatid cohesion factor
Exons: 8
Coding region: 1-1785 (594 amino acids)
Biological process (GO): mitotic sister chromatid cohesion
Molecular function (GO): protein binding
Source: RefSeq, a predicted model, not a curated record